UGUAGUGCCAGAUGUGAGUGCGCGCUUCCACGAGCACCGUUAAAUCGUGCCUUGUCACGAAACUCGAAAUGUUUCAUAAAACUGUACCGAAGUUUUGUAUUCGACACUUAUGAAUAAUUGAAAUUUUCACACUAGUUAUCUACAACAAUCUCAAUCAAAUUUUCGCGGUGUUUUAAGCUUGAAGUGCGUUUGUUAAAUCGCAUAUAUCGCGUCGCAUGUGCCUGGUGGCAUUCCGGAAAGAGUACAAUUCCAUCUUCGACGUAGAAUUGAUUUUUUAACUCUGUUAGAAGCAUAAACGAAAUUUACGUAAAUAUAACGAUAGAUUUCCAAGUACUGACAUGCCGCUUCUUCGUAAGCAACCGUUCCAACGACUUCAUGUCUCCUCAGACUUUAAAGAUGAUGAUGAAGUUUUUCAUUGUGAGGUUACCAAUGAAAUUUUCAAGGACUACAAUGAAUUCUGUGAGAGAAUUAUUUUGUGCAAUUCACUUAUAUGGUCAUGCAGUAUAACUGGUAGAACCAACAUGACCUUCGAAGAAGCUUUACAAUGUGAAGAAAAUGCAAAAAGGAGUCUUAAAGAGUUUCCAAUGGAGUUACGUAUUCCUAUACUAUAUCUUGCCAGUAAAACAAAUAGAUCUUCUUUUAAUGACAUGAUAGAAGAUGUAUAUCAGUUUGCAAGAGAACGCUAUUUUGUAGGAGAAAUGGUAGAAGCAAGCUUUACCGAAGAUUCUUGGUGUGAUUGUCAUGUUCUUCAAGUUAUUGCACCUUCAGAACAGCAAAUUAAAUUAUUUGCUAAAGAAAACAAUAGGAAUUUACAAGAGCAACAAUAUCAUCCACCAGCAAAUUUGUUUCGUUAUGAAGUAGAACAAUUAGAUUGUGGAGAAUCUGAUAUUAGUCAGCUUAUGAUAGUGGAGGCAGAACAAGUAAGAAGGAGGAAACAACAUUACAGUAGAGAACGUAAUAAAAUAUUCUUACGUCAGUUAUGUGAACAAAAUGAAAGUGGUAUAUGGGUUGUGAAAGAUAGUGUUUUACAAAAAUAUGGAAUCAGUAAAGUACGUUUUGACACUAUAUUUGCUGGCCCACCACCAGACUUUACAUCACGUGUUAAAAAAUAUGUAAGACACAAGCAAGAAUCAAUUGAUAAAUUUCUUACAUCAGAUAUAUCAAAACAAAAGUCAAUAGAAAAGCCAGAUCCUCUCAAGAAAGUAAAUCAAGGUGGAGUGGAUAUAAAAAAAUUUCGAAAACCGAGAAUGAAUGGAAAAUUUAAAGAGGAACGUAAGGCAAAAGCUCUUGAAGAGAAAGCAAAACGGAAAGAAGAACGAGUUCUUAAAAGUGAACGUAAAAAGGAAGAAAAACAAAAAUUAGCUGCUUUAGCUGCAUAUAUGAGGCAAUGGAAUAAACCAAGGGAAGAUCUCGAAUGUGAAGAUCUUUCUGUUCUCCCACAACCCACCCCAGUUAAGAGUAGUAUACCUAAUGAGAAAUUUGGUGAUUCCAUAAUGAUUCUAGAAUUUCUAGAAUUUUUUAGCGAUGAAUUAGAAGUUACUACAUAUUUUCCAAAUAGUUUUACAUUAGAUUUGUUGGAAAAGGCAUUGUUGGUCAAAGAAACAUCUGGACCAUGGAGCGACCUCUUACAGUUGCUCCUAUCAAAUAUAUUUAAGUAUCAAGCAGAUGAAGAAGAUGAAAUCCAUGCUCAAGCAUCUGAUUUAUUAAAUGAUACUAGUAUGUAUGAAGGAGUAACUUCGAUGACAAAAGCUGUGAAACUUGCUACAAUAGCAUCUAGCUGGAGUCAAAUGUAUCAAGGGUGCAAAUUGUCUGAAAUGACAUUGGAUCAUGUGACUUUGAGUGAGAUUUUGAGACAACAUUUACUAAGUUCCGGUGGACGAAUAGGUGAAGUUGCUUCAAAAUGGAGAUAUUCUCAAAGAGGAGGAUAUACAAAUCAAGAUGAUCCCGCUCUUUUAAUGAGAAUAAAGGAGGCAUAUAUUUUAAGAUUAUUGGGACAUCGUAACGUACAUGAAUUUGAUUUGGACGAAAAAUUGAAAGUGGCGACGUGUCUAAUUCAUCAGUUACUUACAUUUGCUUCAAUACAAGAUGUAAUUGAAGAGAGACACGAAAAACUUCAUCAAGCAAAAAAAGAAUUGAAAUCGUUUUUGAUAGCUGAACAAAAAAAAGAAAAGAAAGAAAAAGAAGAAAAGGAAAAAAUGAGUAAUGAGAAAGAUAAAGAAAGUAAAAAGCCAAAGAAAAUUACACGUAGUAACUGUGAAGAAGUGAAAAAGAAAGAAGAACAUGAAAACAAAUUAAAAGAACUUCAACAAGCAUCUAGGGAUGAUAAAAUGAUGGUUUACUUAGGUUCUGAUAGAGCCCAUCGUAGAUACUGGAGAUUUUUAUCGAUACCAGGAAUAUUUGUAGAAAACGAUGAGUGGUGGCCCGGUAUUUGUCUCCCAGAAGGUACACCUUAUCAACCGGAAUUAAAAGACAGAGAAUCAACGUACGCAUAUUUAAGAAAUAAAUUUGAAGAUGAAUUUAGCGACAAAGAAAAUAGUUUUAAGAAAGCGAAGAAAUCUCCUAAGAAAGUUACAUUUUCUGAAAAGAAUGGUCUUAAAUCUCCAAGGAAAGAUACAUCUCGAAAAGAAUUUAAACAAGAAUUAUCUAAUAUCAGAAAAAGCUUAUUAGCUUGCACAGGAGAUAAAGAAUGUCCAGUUCACUGCAAAAGGCUUGGACCAAAGUGGAGCUUCUAUGGAAAACCAGAAGAUAUAGAAACUUUAGUGAACGGUUUAAAUAAACGAGGAAUCAGAGAAGGUGAACUCAGAAAUAACAUUUUACAAGAAAUGACAAGUCUAAUGUCUGUGAUCGAAGAAUGUCCUAGACAUAAACUUAAUCCAGAAGUUUUUUCAGAACCUAUUAAAGUACCUAUUAACAAAACUACAAAGAAAAAUAAAUAUGAAAACGCUAAUUUAAAUUUCCCUUCCGAAACGUCAGUCGACGACGUUUUAGAAUUAACGUUAAGAGAUUAUAUUCUAGAUUUUGAAGAUAAAAUGAAAUCAGCUUGCUUGGGACAUUUAAAGGUUAACGAUCGAGAAGCAUGGAGAAAAGCAAUUAACAAUAGGAGUUACGACAAACAGUGUGAUAGACUAAUAUAUGGUACAAACGAGAUUGAAAUAGAUAUUGCUACUAAUAUAACGUUAGAUAAAGUGAAAAAUGAAGCUAAGCAUAGUAGGCCAGGUACUCCCGAUUCAGAGGCUGGAAGUAUUAAUAUAAAAACUUACAAAGAUCCAGGAAAGUACUUAGGACCACCAAGUGAGACUGAAGUACUCUCAGAUCCUAAGCAACAGACAGUCAUUAAACAGAUGGCUUGUGCUAUUUUGCAAUUAUCACAUGCUAUAGAACAAAAGUACUUACAAGAACCAUUAUGGGGCGAUGAAAAAGAUAAAAAGUCAACAAGCGAAGAAACUAAAGAAAGAUGGGAGCAAUCUCUUAUGGCGUCAACAAGUUGGUCUCAGUUAUUUUUACAUUUGAGUACUUUGGAAAAUAGCGUCGCAUGGGAUAGAAGUGCACUUCAUGCACAGUGUCGUGUAUGUAGACGACGCGGAGACGCCGAGAAAAUGCUACUCUGCGACGGGUGUAACAAGGGCCAUCACUUAUAUUGUUUAAAACCAAAACUAAGCACUGUACCAGAAGGAGAUUGGUACUGUAAAGUAUGCAAACCACCGAUAAAAUCAAAAGAAAAACUUAAGCAACGUAAGAAAUUUGAGGAGGAAUUGGAAGAAGAAGUAAUUUUAACUAAAGAAACUCGACAUAAUCGUGCAAAGCGUAUUCUUGAAAGUGAAGGAGAAGAAGAACGAGACGAUGAUGAACUGGAAGAAGAUAGUGAUAUGGACAUAAGCAGUCAACAAGUAAAUGUAUGCACUGCAUGUAGAAGCGGUGGAAAAUUAAUCAGUUGCGACGCAUGUUCAAGUUAUUAUCACAUAGAGUGCAUAGAACCUCCCAUAGCGAGAGCACCUCGUGGGAAAUGGUCUUGUUCAGAUUGCAAAGACAGAAGAGAUAAACGGACGAAUACUAAAUAUGUGAGGGGGCGAGAAAGGGAAAGAGACAAGGAGAGGCAGUGCGCUGCAGCAGCACGCUCUCGCAUCCAUGGCUUUGCCAAGAGCCUCCUCACUACAGAAUCUACAGACUGGGACGACAGUAGCACUUCAGAAGAUACAGAACCAAGGAAAACAAGACGAGCAACUAAAAGAGCUAUAGAGGAACAAGAAGAUAAAGGCAUGGGAGGUCUACAGGAAUUAUUAACAGAUAUUAUGCACCAUAGAGAUUCUUGGCCUUUCCUAUCACCUGUUACAAAAGACGAAGUUCCAGAUUAUCACGAUAUUAUUUCCAAACCCAUGGAUUUUGGUACAAUUAAAUGUAAACUUAAUAAUAGAGAAUACGAAACAUCAGAACAAUUUUUCAACGAUUGUCAUUUAGUGUUUCAAAAUUGUCAAGCUUACAACGAAGAACACAGUUCUGUAUACAAUUACGUAUACAGAGCAGGUAUGAGGUUACUGAAAUACUUUGAGAAACGGUGCAAGGAACUUGGAUUAAAUUGCGGCGAAGAACAAUUACGUCCGACGAGUGCGAAGAAACCAAAACUUGAAGAAAAUGGUCUCGUUGAUAGCGACGAUGAAGAUACAGAAGAAAUUCGAAAGUCAAGAUAGAAACAAAGUACUUUUUCCAACAACGUUCUAUUUAUUGAAUAUUAACUUUUAUUCUUAAUACGUAAAUGUACCUUAAAACUGGAUAUGGAUUUAUAUACCGCGGUAUCGAGCACUAUAUAUAGAUUCAUGAUUCAAUGGAAGAAACUUUGUAAAGUAUAUAAUACUGAAAAAAUUUCGUUUACUAAAAUUUACAAAGUGCUAUACAGAAUUUAUAAAAUUAUUCAGUUGAAACAGGUGAUAAAAUGCAAGCUUAAAAGUGUUCAAAAUAUUUUCUCCUUCGUUACUUAUCAAAUAUCCCAAUCAAUAUCUUUUUAGGCUUGCUGUAAUAAAAUACGCGUACACAGUAUUAUUUGUAGAAUUUUAUCCAUGUUUAUAAGUGCUCUCGUAUAUUUUUAGAUAUUUGAAAACAGAGCAUUUUAUAAAUAUAAGUAAAUCAGCGCGUAAGCGAUUUCGUUUGCUUGAAUCAGUACAAGAUUAGUCUUUUUUGAGUUAGUAAUACUAAAAUUUUUUUGUUAUCGAACAAGUUUUUUUACGUUAUAUUAAUAAUUAUUUAUUAUUUUAAGAUUAUUCAUUUCAUUGCAUUUUAUGUAUUCUUUCACUGCAAAUAAUAUCGGAGGUCACCCAACUGAAUCGUUUAAGCUUUGACUCGUGCUAAAUCGAAAUACAUGUAAAGUAUCGUUUUUUUUAAUAGUGUAUUUAUAGUACACGACACGCGAUAGAACAUAAUACGACUGAUGAUUUAAGAAUUAAUACUUGCGUAAUAAAACUUUUUUAUUAUAAAUGCAAAAAAAAAA
Messenger RNA from Megachile rotundata (alfalfa leafcutting bee), 5479 nucleotides. It is a transcript of the gene Acf, whose product is annotated as ATP-dependent chromatin assembly factor large subunit. The record is from RefSeq and is a predicted model, not a curated record. Gene Ontology annotation, molecular function: protein binding; DNA binding. Lineage: Eukaryota; Metazoa; Arthropoda; Insecta; Hymenoptera; Megachilidae. Gene Ontology annotation, biological process: chromatin remodeling; positive regulation of DNA replication; regulation of DNA-templated transcription. Gene Ontology annotation, cellular component: CHRAC; nuclear chromosome.